UCCACAUAACAAAACGGUAACAACAAUUUAGAAAGAGAGAGCUCUCACUUAUUUCUCUUGAUAGGCAUACAUACGCCUUCUGCGAUUCAUUUUCAUGAAAAUCCUGCCCCCGCGCACGUACAUAUAUGUAGAUUGAUUGAUUGAUUGAUUGAUUGAUUUAUACGUUUCUGCAUGGAGUGGUGUAUAAAGACCGCGAGCAGAUCGGCGUCGACGGCGUUCUCGCCGGAUGGCACCUACGUCGCGGCGGGGACAAUGGCGGGCGCGGUGGAUCUGCAAUUUAGUUCCUCCGCCAAUCUGGACAUUUUCGAGCUUGAUUUUGCGUCGGACGAUCGCCAGAUGGUCUUGGCAGGCUCCGCGCCGAGUUCCGAGAAAUUCGAUCGGCUUUCAUGGGGGAAAGGACCUGCCAAUUCCGAGGAAUAUUCAUUUGGCCUCAUUGCCGGUGGCCUCGUUGAUGGAAAUAUUGCGCUUUGGAAUCCCAAGAAUCUGAUCAGUAAAUAUAAAAAGGGUAUUGAUACGAGCGAGAAUGCUCUAGCUGGAAAUCUAUCAAAACACAAAGGAGCAGUUCGUGGCUUGGAGUUCAAUUCUCUUACUCCAAACCUUCUUGCUUCUGGUGCUGAAGAGGGAGAUAUUUGUAUAUGGGAUGUAUCAAAACCAUCAGAACCAAGUCACUUCCCACCACUCAAGGGUAGUGGAUCUGCAGAACAAGGUGAAAUUUCAUUUUUGUCCUGGAAUAGUAAGGUUCAACACAUACUGGCCUCCACUUCAUAUAAUGGGACAACUGUGGUCUGGGAUCUGAAGAAGCAAAAGUCAGUUCUAAGUUUCUCUGAUUCAAUUAGAAGGAGGUGUUCUGUUUUGCAUUGGCACCCUGACAUUGCCACCCAACUUAUUGUCGCUUCAGAUGAAGAUAGAUCACCUUCUCUCAGGCUGUGGGAUAUGAGACAUAUAGUGUCUCCAGUAAAAGAGUUUGUUGGGCACACCAAAGGUGUGAUUGCAAUGUCAUGGUGCCCGCUUGACAGCUCUUAUCUGCUUACCUGUGCCAAAGAUAACCGUACUAUUUGCUGGGAUACUGUGUCUGGCGAGAUUGUGGCUGAAUUACCAGCCGGAACCAAUUGGAAUUUUGAUGUCCACUGGUAUUCUACGAUUCCUGGACUUAUAUCAGCAUCCUCGUUUGAAGGGAAAAUUGGUAUUUAUAACAUUGAGGGUUGUGGUCGAUAUGGUCUUGGAGAGCGUGACUUUGGUUCAGCUCCACUGAGGGCCCCAAAGUGGUACAACAAUCGUGCUGGAGUAUCAUUUGGUUUUGGAGGCAAACUUGUGUCUUUUCACUAUGAUGAAUCUUCAGAGGUCUAUGUGCACAAUUUAAUUGCAGAAGAUGGUUUGGCAAGUAGAUCUUCUGAAUUUGAAGCUGCAGUCAAGGAUGGGGAUAGAUCAUCCCUGAAACUUCUGUGUGAUAAGAAAUUUCAAGAAUCUCAGUCUGAUGAGGAUAGGGAAACAUGGGGCUUUAUGAAGGUUAUGUUCACUGAGGAUGGGAUAGCAAGGUCAAAGCUUCUUGCCCAUCUUGGUUUCACUCUUCCAGUUGAAGAAACCAAAUCUACAAACAAUGAAGUCUCUGAGCAAGUGAAUAGUCUCUCUAUUGAUGAGAGUGUGACAAAUAAAGAAGGAAUUUCUGGAAAUAAAGAAUCAUCCUUAUAUACAGCUGACAGUGGGGAAGAUUUCUUCAACAAUCUUCCUAGUCCCAAGGUAGAUACCCCUUUGUCAACUUCUAAUGAUGAAUUUGUCAGUGGAGACUCUAUUGCAGAAUACCAACAUGAAAUGAAUGGCCAAGAGGAGAGUUAUGAUCCUUCAUUUGAUGAUGCGGUACAAUGUGCUUUGGUCGUUGGGGACUACAAGAAAGCAGUUGCACAAUGCAUUUCUGCAAAUAGACUGGCAGAUGCUUUAGUCAUUGCUCAUGUCGGUGGUGCCACCUUGUGGGAGCACACACGUGAUCAGUACCUCAAGUCAAGCCAUUCUCCGUACCUAAAGGUUGUUUCUGCCAUGGUAAACAAUGACCUCAUGAGCAUAGCAAAAAGAAGGCCCCUAAAGUCUUGGAAGGAAUCCCUUGCACUAUUCUGUACCUUCGCUCAGGCAGAUGAGUGGAUCCCGUUAUGUGACACUCUUGCUGCUAGACUCAUCGCAGCUGGUGAUACAGCUGCAGCAACACUCUGCUAUAUAUGUGCUGGGAACAUUGAUAAAGCAGUGGAGAUGUGGUCAAAGAACCUUACAGAAGAGCACAACGGUAAAUCCUACAUAGACCGUCUUCAGGAUUUAAUGGAGAAGACAUUUGUCUUUGCUUUGGCUACUGGACUGAAGCGAUUUAGCUCUUCAUUAUAUAAGCUAGUUGAGAAAUAUGCUGAAAUUUUAGCAAGCCAAGGACUCCUAACUAUGGCAAUGGAGUACUUGAAUCUUUUGGGUUCCGAAGAAUUGUCUACUGAACUUAUCAUCUUACGUGAUCGUAUAGCUCUAAAAAUCAAUCCAGACACAGAGAUUGAGAAUACUGGGGCUUGUGAUAAAACUCAGUUACAAACUGGACCUGCCUAUAGUGCUGAUCAUUCAAGUUAUGGUGGCGUUCAUACACCUCAAAGUUAUUAUCCACAUGUAGGACCACCUCAGACGGAAUCAGCUGUUCCAAGCAGUCACUACAGUGAAAAUUAUCAGCAAUCAUCUGCUUUUUCCUUCAAUAGGGACUACGGUGCGCCUCCCACAUAUCAUCCAGUUCCACAACAAAAUGAUGUUCAACCUGGAAGAUUUGUUCCAUCUCCUCCUAUUCCAGCUCCAGUGGCGCACUUUCCUCCUCCUGUAAAUACUCAGCCUCCUCCUGUGAAAUUUACCCCUUCUAACCCUCCUAUGUUGAAGAACUUGGAGCAAUAUCAGCAGCCACAAACUUUGGCUUCUCAGUUAUAUCCAGGGACUGCUAGCGCUGCUUAUCAACCUGGACCUCCUGGAAUUGGAUACGGAGCUAAUACAUCUCAAGUUAGACCGACUCCGGUGCAAACAAUGUCCCAGGUCUUGGCUCCUACACCAUCUAGAGCUUUCAUGCCAGUGAGUAGUCCAGGGGGGCAUGGCAUGAAUUCAUCGCAACCUCCUAGUCCUAACCAACCUGCUCCUGUACAACCACCCGUCGUUCCUGCUGCUCCCCCACCCACUGUACAGACUGUUGAUACGUCAAAUGUACCCGCGUCACAGAAGCCCGUCAUCACUACUUUAACAAGACUCUAUAAUGAGAUAACUGAGGCAUUGGGAGGACCGCGGGCAAAUCCAGCUAAGAAACGGGAAAUAGAGGACAACUCGAGGAAGUUGGGCGCCUUGUUUGCAAAGUUAAACAGUGGAGACAUUUCAAAAAACGCUGCAGAGAAGCUCGUACAAUUAUGCCAGGCACUCGACAAAGGUGAUUAUGGCACUGCCCUCCAAAUCCAGGUUCUUCUCACCACGAGUGAUUGGGAUGAAUGCAAUUUUUGGCUGUCAACGCUCAAAAGAAUGAUGAAGACAAGGCAAAACUUGAGAUAGGUAAUUAGAUCAUCUCCUUCACUCGCAGAAAUUCCUAUUCACCAUCAACUUUUUAUGGUUGUAUACAGGUAUUGACAUCUUUAGAUAGCAUGCUUGCAUUUAAUGCUUCGAUUUUACUGAAGACGAUGAUAGAUUUAAUCAAAUAGAUUUACAUGCAUACCCGCGUUUAUUUUGAGCGCCAGCAUAGUCGUGUGAUUUGUACUUUUUUGGUUAUAUGUAAUAAAAGAAAUAUUUGUGCAUAGAAAAUAAGUAAAUAAAAAAAAAACAUUUUGUUUCG
Molecule: messenger RNA, 3817 nt
Organism: Salvia miltiorrhiza (redroot sage)
Lineage: Eukaryota; Viridiplantae; Streptophyta; Magnoliopsida; Lamiales; Lamiaceae
Product: protein transport protein SEC31 homolog B-like
Exons: 22
Coding region: 172-3540 (1122 amino acids)
Biological process (GO): intracellular protein transport; endoplasmic reticulum organization; COPII-coated vesicle cargo loading
Cellular component (GO): COPII vesicle coat; endoplasmic reticulum exit site
Molecular function (GO): structural molecule activity; protein binding
Source: RefSeq, a predicted model, not a curated record